AUGGCACAGAAGAGGGUUGCAGUUAUUGGAGCUGGCGUUUGUGGACUGAGCUCCAUUAAAUGCUGCUUGGAUGAGGGGCUGGAGCCCACCUGCUUCGAGAGAAGUGGCGACAUUGGAGGGCUCUGGAGAUUUGAGGAGAAUCCCGAAGAGGGCAGGGCCAGCAUCUACAAAUCUCUCAUCAUCAACACCUCCAAGGAGAUAAUGUGCUUCAGUGACUUCCCCAUCCCGGAUGAUUUCCCCAACUACAUGCACAACUCCAAAAUCAUGGAGUAUUUCUGCAUGUACGCCAACUACUUCGACCUUCUGAAAUACAUUCGCUUCAAGACCACGGUGGUCAGUGUGACAAAGCGCCCGGAUUUCUCCACCACAGGCCAGUGGGACGUUGUCACGGAGACUGAGGGGAAGCAGGAGUCAGCCAUCUUCGAUGGGGUCAUGGUUUGCACCGGCCAUCACACCAACGCCCAUCUGCCACUGGACUCCUUCCCAGGGAUUGAAAAGUUUAAAGGCCGCUACUUCCACAGCCGGGAUUACAAGAAGCCCCAGGAGUUCUCGGGGAAGAGAGUCAUUGUGAUCGGCAUUGGCAAUUCGGGAACAGACCUGGCAGUGGAGCUCAGCCACACCGCAGAUCAGGUCUUCCUUAGCACCAGGCGGGGUGCAUGGAUACUUGGUCGGAUUGGAGAAGAAGGGUACCCCAUGGACACAAUUUAUGUCACUCGCUAUAUGGAAUUCCUCAGGCGCAUUGUGCCUCUAUCCUUGCUUAACUACUUUACAGAAAAGAAACUGAAUGCAAAAUUCAACCAUGCAAUCUAUGGCCUGCAGCCUGCACACAGGUUUUCCAGCGUGCACCCAACCGCCAGUGACGAUCUGCCAAACCGCAUAAUCUCUGGCAAGGUGCUUGUGAAACCGAACAUCAAGGAGUUCACCACAACCAGCGCCAUCUUCGAAGAUGGAACCAGAGAGGAGAACCUUGAUGUGGUUAUCUUUGCUACAGGAUACAGCUUCUCUUUCCCCUUCCUCGGGGACUGUGUCAAAGUGGUCGAAAACCAGGUCUCCCUGUAUAAAUUUGUCUUCCCUCCUCAUCUGGAGAAGCCAACUCUGGCUUUCAUUGGCCUCAUCCAACCAUUUGGGCCCCUCAUGCCCAUUGCCGAACUCCAGGGUCGCUGGGCCACACGUGUGUUCAAGGGGCUGAAUGGAUUGCCUUCAGCAAGCGACAUGGUGGCCGAUAUUGCCCAGAAAAGAGAGGAAAUGGCAAAACGGUAUGUGAAAAGUCAGCGCCACACCAUCCAGGUGGAUUACAUCCCAUACAUGGAUGAACUCGCCUGCCUGACAGGGGUCAAGCCCAGCCUGCUGUCUCUCUUCCUCAUGGAUCCAAAGCUCGCCGUGGAGGUUUUCUUUGGCCCCUGCACGCCGUACCAGUACCGCCUGAGAGGGCCAGGGAAGUGGGAUCGAGCCAGGAAAGCCAUCCUGACCCAGGGAGAACGGAUCAUUAAACCUCUGAAAACCAAGGCAGUAGGAGAUUGUACCCACCACACUUCAAUGCCCUAUUUGAUUAAGAUAAUUGGUGCCGUUGCUCUCUUUGCUAUAAUUUUUGCUUACUUUUAA
Molecule: messenger RNA, 1602 nt
Organism: Emys orbicularis (European pond turtle)
Lineage: Eukaryota; Metazoa; Chordata; Testudines; Emydidae
Product: flavin-containing monooxygenase 5-like
Exons: 8
Coding region: 1-1602 (533 amino acids)
Molecular function (GO): N,N-dimethylaniline monooxygenase activity; flavin adenine dinucleotide binding; NADP binding
Source: RefSeq, a predicted model, not a curated record